UUUAGCUAAUAGGAACUAUUUUCCACCGCGGAGUGUGACGUCUAAAAUCGGCCUCCUUGCUUAAGGCUGAUUUAUGGUCUGCGUUACACCAACGCAGAGCCUACGAGGUGGGGUACGCGUUGACGCGCACCUUACGGCGUAGGCUCUGCGUCGAUUUAACUCGGCCCAUAAUUUAGGCUCUAAUUGAAAUCGUGUGGCGGAGGCGUGCAGGUGUUGCCACGCGGUAAUCAAAUGAAAACAAGCCAGAGCUCAUGCACAUCGUUUGCUCAAGAGCAGCUGCAUUGAAAAGUCCUCCGUCGUUGCAUUAAAUCUGUUACACAAGAUGAACAGCAGUGGACCAGCCUAUCCUCUUGCCUCCUUGUAUGUUGGAGAUCUGCACCCUGAUGUCACAGAGGCCAUGCUUUACCAGAAGUUUUCCCCUGCUGGGCCUAUCAUGUCAAUUCGUGUAUGCCGUGACAUAAUUACCCGCAGGUCUCUUGGAUAUGCCUACAUUAACUUCCAACAACCAGCUGAUGCGGAGUGUGCCCUGGAUACAAUGAACUAUGAUGUGAUCAAGGGACGACCAGUUCGAAUAAUGUGGUCUCAGCGUGACCCGGGACUCAGGAAGUCUGGUGUGGGUAACAUCUUCAUCAAGAACAUGGAUGAGUCUAUAGACAACAAGGCAUUGUAUGAUACCUUCUCGGUCUUUGGCAAUAUUUUGUCCUGCAAGGUUGUCUGUGAUGAGAGAGGAUCUAAGGGCUAUGGCUUUGUUCACUUUGAGACUCAGGAGGCUGCAAACCGGGCCAUUGAAACGAUGAAUGGGAUGCUGCUGAAUGACAGGAAAGUUGAAAAGGGAGGUAAACAGUUGGAAUCUGGCAGAAAGGACCAUUUCUUGUGGGAAAAAUGUCAGUUCUCCCAGCUUAGGUCAGUAAAUAGCUUUGUUGGCCAUUUCAAGUCACGCAAGGAAAGGGAGGUGGAAUUUGGCUCCAAGGCUAUGAAGUUCACCAAUGUUUACAUUAAAAACUUUGGGGAAGACUUCUCGGAUGAAAAACUCAAGGAGAUGUUUUCUGUAUAUGGAAAGACCCUCAGUGUGCGGGUGAUGAAGGAUGAGAAAGGAGGCUCACGAGGAUUUGGCUUUGUCAACUAUGCGCACCAUGAAGAUGCCCAGAAGGCUGUUGAUGACAUGAAUGGAAAGGACCUCAAUGGGAAGACUAUCUAUGUAGGCCGGGCUCAGAAGCGCCUGGAACGCCAGGGAGAGCUGAAGCGCAAGUUUGACCAGAUCAAACAAGAUCGCAUCCAGCGCUAUCAGGGGGUGAAUUUGUAUGUGAAGAACUUGGAUGAUAGUAUCAAUGACGAGAGACUGCGCAAGGAGUUUUCCCCUUAUGGCACAAUCACGAGCGCAAAGGUAAUGAAUGAUGGAGGCCAAAGCAAAGGCUUUGGCUUUGUCUGUUUCUCCUCUCCUGAGGAAGCAACGAAAGCUGUGACUGAAAUGAAUGGGAGAAUUGUUGCAACCAAACCACUGUAUGUUGCUCUGGCUCAACGGAGAGAGGAGCGUAAAGCAAUUCUUACCAAUAAGUACAUACAGAGGCUUGCUACCCGGAGAACCAUGAGCAGCCCAAUGAUCGACUCAUACCAUCAGUCUGGAUACUACAUGACUGUUCCACAGCCUCCCAUUCGAUCCUUCUUUAACCCCAAUGCUGUCAGCAAUGUAAGACCAGUCCGUUGGUCAGGACAAUCACCAAGACAACAGGGGCCUUUCUCAACUCAGUUUGUUGGUGGUUCUCUUGCUCGUCGAGGAUCGACGACCAUCACUACAGUCAAACAGGCCUCCACUCAGGCCCCCCGCAUUGUAACCUCCUCACAGAAGAGAAACAACAUAGGGACACAGACUGGAGGAGGGCGCACUGACAUGGCUGGUGUGAUCAGAACCACCCAGUACAAGUACUCAUCUGCAGUGAGAAACCCCUUACAUGUUGUCACUGUACCUGCACCCAUGCCAAGGCCACAAGUUGUUCCUGCAACUGUGAUUGAGCCACCAGUUCAAAUUCCAGGCCCAGAGCCGCUCACCACCUCCCUGCUUGCUGCUGCUCCACUCAUGGAUCAGAAACAGCUUCUAGGGGAGCGACUGUACCCAUUGAUUCAAGCCCUCCAACCAAGCCUGGCUGGAAAAAUCACUGGGAUGCUGCUAGAGAUCGACAACUCAGAGCUGCUGCACAUGCUGGAGUCACCCGAGUCCCUAAACUCUAAGGUGGAAGAGGCUAUGGCUGUUUUGCAGGCUCACCAGGUGAAAGAUUGUUCACCAAAGAAGUAA
Molecule: messenger RNA, 2290 nt
Organism: Cololabis saira (Pacific saury)
Lineage: Eukaryota; Metazoa; Chordata; Actinopteri; Beloniformes; Belonidae
Product: embryonic polyadenylate-binding protein-like
Exons: 16
Coding region: 323-2290 (655 amino acids)
Cellular component (GO): ribonucleoprotein complex
Molecular function (GO): RNA binding
Source: RefSeq, a predicted model, not a curated record